Messenger RNA from Carya illinoinensis, 4427 nucleotides. Its product is annotated as heparan-alpha-glucosaminide N-acetyltransferase. The transcript is spliced from 15 exons. Bases 2593 to 4212 code for a protein of 539 amino acids. NCBI's taxonomy places the organism in Eukaryota, Viridiplantae, Streptophyta, Magnoliopsida, Fagales, Juglandaceae. The record is from RefSeq and is a predicted model, not a curated record.
GUAAGUUCUGAAAAAAUUGGAGGAAGAAAGAUGCAGCAUACUGUCUAGUCUCCCAAUUCUCGUCUUCUUGUCCCCAACAGUUUCCGUGUUGCCACUAUCAUCACUGAGAUAAUUUCAAACUCAAAUGUCGUCUUAUGCUCUCAUUUCAUAAUUAGAAAAAAGAAAGACAAGAAGAGGAGGACAUCUCAACUCGCCUGGCAAUAGGAUCUCAAUUGAGUCAUGGUUCAAAUGAUAUUUGACUUUGUUUUUUGGUUGUCUACAAUUUUUCUUCGUUGCCAAACAGGGAAUAGUAUGAGACUCGUAACUCACGCCAUUUUUUCCCUACAUUUUUUUUUUUUUAAUACGCAACGGGUUAUUUCCAUUCUUUUUUUACUGUACACUUUUCUUUGGGUUGCUUCUUAUGAUGAUAUGUUUGCAGGCAGCAGGUCCAUUUAAUUUCUGGGUUUACCUGAAUCAGAAAUGGUAGCAGCUUAGUUUACUGAGAUUUUAGGGUUAUUGUUUGGUACUUGGUUCUUUCUUCUUGUGUUGCUUUAAGAAUUAUGACCCUGUUUUUUAAUUUUUCUGGUUUUGGUCUCAGCUUCCUCUUUCCUUACUUCAGAGCGCGCAAGGGCAUCCUAUGGUGAGAGAUUUUCAUUUCCCUCCGUGGAUUUGAUUGAUGUUUCAUAUCUUAGCUUCGUUUCCAAGAAAUAUAAGAAGAGGGAAGAAGUUAAGUUUGUAAAUUCUGUCAUAUAUGUUAAACCAACAAAUCUUUGUUUCCGGCUAUGGUUCGAGUUGGUCAGCCUAUGCUUUACAAAGUUGCAUUUAGACGUCAUUCCGAUAUAACUUUCUAAAUCUGUGGAAAAUUUGAACCCGACCCAAAGUAUGAGAGGUGCUAUUUCUCAAAAAAGAAAGAUUAACUAAUAAUUAGCUCAGUUGUCAACAUUUGGAAACUUUGCUGUUUUUCGGUUCAAAUUUGUAUGGUCGCUGCAUUUCCUUGAUUGUUGCUGUAAACAGCAUAGAAAGGUGUUUCUGAUGCUAACUUGGUAUCUUGGCAUGACUUUGUUGUCAUGAGAAGCCAGUUAAGUCAUAAGUUUCAUCCAAAUAUAUAUGGAAGAUUAUAUUUUUCUAACUAUUAACUUUAUGGUCGGUAGCUCGUGGGGCUGGAAAAUGGGGAGACUUGCAAUGGCCAUUUGAUGAAAUGUGAUACAAGGAUGAAUAUCCAUCUUGGAAAAGUCAUAUAUACAUCAAAGGGGAUUAUUUUCCAAAAAGAUUCUGUAGCUUCUUUUGUCUUCUUUUUUUUUUUUCAAUUUUACUUUUUCCUUAAUUAAAAUUUACGAUCUUUAGGAUUCAUCAUUGCACUUAAGGAUGGUUAACAUGAUAUAUGAUGGAGAUAGGUUUUGGAGCACGCCAGAAUGUCUCGUAGAUGGGAAUACAAUUAAGUGUCGAGUUUCUGUCCGGAGACGAUGUGAUCUCUCUCUCUCUCUCUCUCUCUCUCUCUCUCUCUCUCUCUCUCUCUCUCUCUCUCUCUCUCUCUCUCAUAUAAAUUCAUUUUUAACCUGAAGAAAUCUGAACCCAAUUCAUAGUCUGUAACUUUUUUCCCUUCUGCAUCUUAUUUGUCUGCUUCUUUGAAUCUUUUGACAUGUAUUGUGGGCAAUAUUUUAACAUCUUAACCAUUUCUUUCUCUCUCUGGAAUGAUGUAGCUUGCCCGAAUCAGAUAUUGAUAUGCCCCAUAAGGUGUUGUCUUCAAAAUUACUUGUCUGCUUCUUUAGAUAUAUUAACAUGGUGACUUUUCCUUCUCUCUGGAAUGAUGUAGCUUAGCGAAAUCAGAUAUUGAUAUGGUCCAUAAGGCAUUGCCUUCAAGGCUUGUACUUGUUAUUGUAGAGGCAGUAGGCACACUGGAUCUCUUUUAGACUCUUGACCAAGCAUUAGACAAUAUGCCUUUUGUAGAAGCACAUUAAUAUGACCUCAAAAUAGGGAUUGGUUGUUCUGACCAGAUUUUGUCCCUUCUCAUUUUUUGUUUCGUUUUUCGCUUUCUGUUUCCUGUUUUUGUUUUUUAUUGAUCAUAAAGGCAAGGAUAUACAUCGAAGACAGCCUUCUUCCUCCCAAAUCCCUUCUUUACCAUGGGUGACUCGGUGGAGAAAAGAGUGCAAGAAUAAUUUGGGCCUUUGUCAUGCAUAAUCUUGAUAUAGCUUCACACAGAAGAUAGAAUCUUUCGUUGCUAACCUGGCAUCUUGGCAUACCUUUGUUGUCAUAAGAAGCCAGUUAGGUCAUAAAUUUCAUCCAAAUUCACAUUGAAGAUGAUAUUUUUCUAACUCUUACUUUUAUGGUUGGUUGCUUGUGCAGCUAAACAAAUGGGGAGACUUACAAUGGGCAUUUGAUGGAUUGCAAUUCAUGGACGAAUAUCCAUUGCGUAGAAGUGAUAUGUACCUCAAAGGAUGGUUAAGAUGAUGUUCGAUGGAGAUAGGUUUUGGAGAUGCCAGAAUGUCGUUCGUGGGAAUACAAUUGUCUGAGAGUCCAGAUAUGAGCUUCAAAUUAUUAUACAGUUUGACCUGCAUAACAUAGCUGGCCCAAAUAUCCAGAAGCUAUGUACUCAACUCCAUUCUCAAGACUUCAAUGGUUGUUGCACUGAGAAGACGACAAAACAAAAAUCUCAGGGAUCUAUCCCGACCUGAGGUCUUCAGUCAAUGGUUUUUACGUUCGACCAUAUUCGGUUGCUGUUGGUGUCUGAGAACAUCUUCACUGUUGAACCAAGCAGAAGAGCUCAAAAAACGAAUGGCCGAAAUCAAAGCCGAUACUACUCACCACCAGCUCACUGUACCUGAUCCCGAAAUUUCGGCCCAAAAUUUACCGAAACCAAAGCGCGUUGCUUCCCUGGACAUCUUCCGAGGCCUCACCGUUGCAUUGAUGAUUCUGGUGGAUGAUGCCGGAGGAGAAUGGCCUAUGAUUGGGCAUGCACCAUGGAAUGGUUGCAAUCUUGCUGACUUUGUGAUGCCAUUCUUUUUGUUCAUUGUGGGGAUGGCCAUUGCACUUGCUCUCAAGGUUUAUGUACAGUUUCUGUCCAACUUAAGAAGAAGAUUUAUUGGGAAUAUAUGGUUAUUCAUAUGCAUUCAAGUAUUGUUGUUUAUUGUCCAGAGAAUACCAAGUCGGCCAAUGGCCAUAAGAAAGGUGAUUUUUAGGACUUUGAAGCUUCUCUUUUGGGGUCUCCUAUUGCAAGGAGGUUUUUCACAUGCUCCUGACAAGCUAACUUAUGGUGUCGACAUGAAAAAAAUAAGGUGGUGUGGAAUUCUCCAGAGAAUUGCUCUUGCAUAUUUGGUAGUGGCACUGGUGGAAAUCUUUUCAACAGACGCCCGAGGCAAGGAUCCAGUGUCCAGCUGGUUCUCUGUAUUCAAGUUGUACUAUUGGCACUGGCUGGUGGCAGCAAGUGUUCUUAUUGUUUACUUGGCUGUAAUUUAUGGGACAUACGUUCCUGAUUGGAAAUUCACUGUCCUGAACAGCAAUAGUACUGUUGAGAUGACAGUAGCCUGUGGCAUGAGUGGGAAACUGGAUCCUCCUUGUAAUGCAGUAGGAUAUAUAGACAGACUGGUGCUAGGACUCAAUCACAUGUAUCAACAUCCAGCUUGGAAGAGAUCUAAGGCUUGCACUGAUAACUCCCCAUAUGAGGGGCCUUUCCGAAGUGGUGCUCCUUCAUGGUGCUAUGCUCCUUUUGAACCGGAAGGAGUUUUAAGCUCUGUAUCCUCUAUUCUGUCCACAAUCAUUGGAUUGCAUUUUGGACACGUGCUUGUACAUUUUGAGGGUCAUCCAGCUAGGCUGAAGCACUGGAGUCUGAUGGGUUUUGCUCUCCUUAUUUUAGGAAUUACCCUUCAUUUCACUGAUGCAAUUCCUCUGAAUAAACAGUUGUAUACAUUCAGCUAUGUUUGUGUAACAUCAGGAGCAGCAGCUUUGGUUGAUAUCUGGGGGUUAAGAUACCCAUUUUUGCCAUUGGAAUGGAUUGGCAUGAAUGCUAUGUUCGUCUACGUUAUGGCAGCCGAAGGCAUCUUAGCUGGAUUCAUUAAUGGGUGGUAUUAUGAUGACCCCCAUAAUACACUGGUAUAUUGGAUUCAGAAACACAUUUUCAUUGAAGUAUGGGAUUCCAAGAGAGUUGGCAUUCUACUCUACGUGCUCUUUGCAGAGAUAUUGUUUUGGGGUAUUGUUGCAGGCAUUUUGCAUCGACUAGGCAUUUAUUGGAAACUCUAAAUACUGUAAUGUUGGUAGCAAAUUCGAGCUACAUUGAACUUAGGCUGCUUGUUCUUGCCUUGUUCUCUACUCACAUUGUCAUUGCCCUUUACCAGGGACGAAGCCAUGAAUUUAUCUUUACUGGGACGAAUAAGUAUUGUAAUAAUUAACUCAUCUUUUAUAUAUUAUUUCAUGAUGUAAAUAAAAAAAUAAUAAUACUAUAUAAGGAUUUGCAA